CCCCCCCAACCUUUCGAGCCCCCCCCCACGUUUUGAGCCCCCCCCCCAACCCUGUUUCCCCCCCCCAGUGGUGAAGGUGCCCAUCCUGGCCCGGCUGGAGGCGCUGCGGGACGAGGAGCUGGACGAGCGGCGGGAGAAGCGGCGGCGGCAGGCGGCCGAGGACGAGGCCAAGGGGACCGAGCGGGGCCCCGAGGACAAGGAGGGCACGGAGGCGGGCGCCCAGGGCGCAGCGCCCAAAGCCGCAAACAGCUCCAGCGACGCCCCCCCGGCAGAAGCGGCGGGAGAGCCCCCCCCGCCCGGCCCCCACCGCACCCUGGUGAUGCUGGAACCGGCCCCCGCCGCCCCCGAGCCCCCCCCCGAAGCCCCCGGCCGCCCCCCCCAGCCCCCCGAGCAAGAAGAGGGGGGACCGGGGCGGCCCCCCCCGGACGCCGAAGCCACCCAGAUGGAGCUGUCGCCCGCUCCCACCAUCACCUCGCUGUCCCCGGAGCGAGCGGAGGACUCGGACGCGCUGACGGCGGUGAGCAGCGCCCUCGAGGGCUCCCCCAUGGACACCUCCAGCCUGGCCUCCUGCACCUUGGAGGAGGCCGGGGGCGGCGAGGCCGGGGGGGCCCCCCCGCCCCCCCAAGGCCCCCCCGGCACCCCCCAGGGCCCCCCGCCCGCCCCUCCGGGCCCCCCAGACGCCUCCCACCCCACCGAUGACAGCUCGCCCCCCGCCUCGUCCUCGGAGAGCUCGUCCACCCGGGACUCGGCCGUCGCCAUCUCGGGCGCCGACUCGCGGGGGAUCCUGGAGGAGCCGCUGCCCUCCACCAGCAGCGAGGAGGAGGAUCCGCUCGCAGGGAUCAGCCUCCCCGAGGGCGUGGACCCCUCGUUCCUGGCGGCGCUGCCGGACGACAUCCGCCGGGAGGUGCUGCAGAACCAGCUGGGGAUCCGCCCCCCCGCCCGGGCCCCGCCCACCCCCAGCCCCGCCCCCCCGGUGGUGGCCAAUCCCGGCCUCACCGAGGUCAGCCCCGAGUUCCUGGCCGCCCUGCCCCCGGCCAUCCAGGAGGAGGUGCUGGCGCAGCAGCGGGCGGAGCAGCAGCGGCGGGAGCUGGCGCAGGCGACGAGCUCGGACGCCCCCAUGGACCCGGUGACCUUCAUCCAGACGCUGCCCUCGGAGCUGCGGCGCUCGGUGCUGGAGGACAUGGAGGACAGCGUGCUGGCCGUCAUGCCGCCCGACAUCGCCGCCGAGGCCCAGGCCCUGCGGCGCGAGCAGGAGGCCCGCCAGCGGCAGCUCAUGCACGAGCGCCUCUUCGGCCACUCCAGCACCUCCGCGCUCUCCGCCAUCCUCCGCAGCCCCGCCUUCACCAGCCGGCUGAGCGGGAACCGGGGGGUGCAGUACACCCGCCUGGCCGUGCAGCGGGGCGGCACCUUCCACAUGGGGGGCAGCAGCAGCCACAGCAGACCCUCGGGGAGCAGCGUGGACAGCCUCCUGCGCCUCCGGGGCCGGCUGCUGCUGGACCACGAAGCCCUCUCGUGCCUCCUGGUGCUGCUCUUCGUGGACGAGCCCAAGCUGAACACCAGCCGGCUCCACCGCGUCCUCCGCAACCUCUGCUACCACGCGCCCACCCGGGGCUGGGUGGUGCGCAGCCUCCUCUCCAUCCUCCAGCGCAGCAGCGAGAGCGAGCUUUGCCUCGAAGCCCCCCGCGCCCCCCCGGCCCCCGAAGAACAACGUCCUCAGCGACGUGCCGGAGCCCGAACCGGCGCGACCGAGCCUCGAGCCCUCGAUUUAUUGCACCGGGUCGAAGCUCGAAGCUCCGGGCAGCUCUCCUGGCUUUCCGUGUCCAUGGACGCCGCCCUCGGGUGCCGAACCAACAUCUUCCAGAUCCAGCGGGCUCCCGGGAGGAAGCACACGGAGAAGCACGCCGCCGCCGCCGGCUCCGCCGUCCACAUCCACCCCCAGGCCGCCCCCGUCGUCUGCCGCCACGUCCUCGACACCCUCAUCCAGCUGGCCAAGGUCUUCCCCAGCCACUUCACCCAGCAGCGGGGCCGGGAAGCGGCGAGCGACGGCGAGCGGGACCGCGGCGGCGGGGGCACCGGCCCCAAAACGGGGGGCAGCCCUUGCCCGUCGGGGGGCGCCCCCCAAACCGUUACCGCUACCGCCACCACCUCCGCCACCGGGCCGGGGGGGCUCUCCACCGAUUUUUGGGACCUCCUGGUCAAGCUGGACAACAUGAACGUCAGCCGCAAAGGCAAAGGCUCGGCAAAAGCGGGGCCGGGGGCCGGGGGUCCCGAGGGGGAAGCUUUGGGGUUGGGGCUGGAGGCGUCCCCGCUGGGGCAGCUGAUGAACAUGUUGUCCCACGGCGUCAUCCGCCGCAGCGCCCUCCUCACCGAAAAGCUCCUGCGCCUCCUCUCCCUCAUCUCCAUCGCCCUCCCCGAGGGGGGGAAAGGGGGAGAAGGGGCGGCCGCCCCCCCCGGAACCGGGGCCGGUGCUGCUGCCGCUGCCGGGGGUCCCCCCGGUGCCCCCAGCCCGCCCGCGGUGACGCCAGCCGGGGCGGCGGCCGGGGCGGCCGUGGCGAGCGGUGGGACGGCGGCAGGCGGCGGCGGUGCGGCGGCUGCUCCCACCAAGAGCGCCAAGUCCCCGGCCAAGGGGGGCGAGGGGGGCGGCGGGGGCAGCCCGGACCCCCGCAUGGCGGCCACGGGACUGACCGAGAGCCAGCUGCAGCUGUCGGUGGAGGUGCUGACGUCGCACUCGUGCUCGGAGGAAGGCCUGGAGGACGCGGCCAACGUCCUCCUGCAGCUCUCACGGGGCGACCCCGGCACCCGCGACACCGUCCUGCGCCUCCUGCUCAGCGGCGCCCGCCAGCUGGGUGCCACCCUCUGCCGGCAGAUCGGCACGCUGCUGGCGGAGCUGCGGGAGUACAACCUGGAGCAGCAGCGGCGGGCGCAGAGCGAGGCCCCGUCCCCCGAGGGGCUCCCUGACGAGCAGCCCCCCAGCGCCAAGCUCAAGGGGAAGAUGCAGAGCCGCUUCGACACGGCGGAGAGCGUGGUGAUCGUGGCCUCGCAGAAGCGGGCGCUGGGCGGGCGGGAGCUGCAGCUGCCCUCCAUGUCGGUGCUCACCUCCAAGACCUCCACGCAGCGCUUCUUCCUCCGCGUCCUGCAGGUCAUCAUCCAGCUCCGCGACGACACCCGCCGCGCGCACAAGAAAGCCAAGCAAGCCGGGCGCCUGGGUGCCGGGGGCCUCGGGGCGGCUGGCAGCAUCCAGGCCGCCGUCCGGCAGCUGGAGGCCGAGGCCGACGCCAUCAUACAAAUGUCGGAGGCCGGGCCGGCGGACGGCGCUCCCCGCCGCGACGAGUCGCCCAUGGACGUGGACCAGCCCUCGCCCGCCCCCCAGGACGCCCCCUCCGUGGGUUCGGAGGGUUCGCAGGGGGGGGAGCGGGAUGAGCGGCCCCCCCCGGAGCUGCCCCUGCUGAGCGAGCAGCUGUGCCUGGACGAGCUGUGGGACAUGCUGGGGGAGUGCCUGAAGGAGCUCGAGGAGUCCCACGACCAGCACGCCGUGCUCGUGCUGCAGCCGGCGGUGGAAGCCUUCUUCUUGGUGCACGCCACGGAGCGGGAGAGCAAGCCCCCGGUGCGGGACACCCGCGAGAGCCAGCUGGCCCACAUCAAGGACGAGCCCCCCCCGCUGUCCCCGGCCCCCCUGACCCCCGCCACCCCCUCCUCGCUCGACCCCUUCUUCUCCCGCGAGCCUUCCUCCAUGCACAUCUCGGCCAGCCUGCCCCCCGACACCCAGAAGUUCCUGCGCUUCGCCGAAACCCACCGGACGGUGCUGAACCAGAUCCUGCGCCAGUCCACCACCCACCUGGCCGACGGCCCCUUCGCCGUCCUCGUCGACUACAUCCGCGUCCUCGACUUCGACGUCAAGCGCAAGUAUUUUCGGCAGGAGCUGGAGCGGCUGGACGAGGGGCUGCGCAAGGAGGACAUGGCCGUGCACGUCCGCCGCGACCACGUCUUCGAGGACUCGUACCGCGAGCUGCACCGCAAGUCCCCCGAGGAGAUGAAAAACCGACUAUACAUCGUCUUCGAGGGCGAGGAGGGCCAGGACGCCGGGGGGCUGCUGCGCGAGUGGUACAUGAUCAUCUCGCGGGAGAUGUUCAACCCAAUGUACGCGCUGUUCCGCACCUCGCCGGGCGACAGGGUCACCUACACCAUCAACCCCUCGUCCCACUGCAACCCCAACCACCUCAGCUACUUCAAGUUUGUGGGGCGCAUCGUGGCCAAGGCCGUCUACGACAACCGCCUGCUCGAGUGUUACUUCACCCGCUCCUUCUACAAGCACAUCCUGGGCAAGUCCGUCCGGUAAGGGGGGGACGCGGGGUGCUGGACCCUGACU
Molecule: messenger RNA, 4366 nt
Organism: Cygnus olor (mute swan)
Lineage: Eukaryota; Metazoa; Chordata; Aves; Anseriformes; Anatidae
Gene: HUWE1
Product: HECT, UBA and WWE domain containing E3 ubiquitin protein ligase 1
Exons: 21
Biological process (GO): protein polyubiquitination; Golgi organization; membrane fusion
Cellular component (GO): nucleus; Golgi membrane
Molecular function (GO): ubiquitin-protein transferase activity
Source: RefSeq, a predicted model, not a curated record